Molecule: messenger RNA, 627 nt
Organism: Haemonchus placei
Lineage: Eukaryota; Metazoa; Nematoda; Chromadorea; Rhabditida; Trichostrongylidae
Source: the annotation of a GenBank genome assembly
AUCGUCGCUAAUAUUGACCUAUUACCCCAAUCAUAUGGAGCCAAUGUCAAAGUCCAGCGAAAGUGCCGCGAAUCGGUCGUGUACCUACUAGACGCCAUAAGGGAAAGGCUUGUGUCCUUCUACAGAAAUACGAAUCAAAAACCCACUCGCAUUAUUGUUUACCGCGAUGGAGUGUCAGAGGGACAAUUCGCAGAAGUGUUGCGUGAAGAAAUUCAAGGAAUCCGAUCGGCCUGCAUGAUACUCUCACCUGAUUAUCGUCCCCCAAUUACGUACGUCGUCGUGCAGAAGAGACAUCACGCCAGAAUGUUUUGCAAGUACAGCACGGACAUGGUCGGAAAAGCUAGGAAUAUCCCACCAGGAACCACAGUCGACACAGGAAUCGUUUCACCUGAAGGGUUUGACUUCUACCUAUGUUCACAUUACGGUGUCCAAGGAACUUCACGCCCGGCAAGAUAUCACGUGCUGUGGGACGACAACAAUUUCAGUGCAGACGAGAUGCAAGCGAUUACUUAUGGAAUGUGUCAUACGUACGGACGAUGUGCACGUUCCGUCUCAAUUCCGGCUCCGGUUUACUAUGCGGAUUUGGUAGCCACUCGCGCUCGAUGCCACAUCAAGAGAAAGCUGUAA